This is a messenger RNA of Kalmanozyma brasiliensis GHG001, 3951 nucleotides long. Its product is annotated as Zinc finger, RING/FYVE/PHD-type. Gene Ontology annotation, molecular function: protein-macromolecule adaptor activity; protein binding. Gene Ontology annotation, biological process: organelle fusion; vacuole organization; endosome organization. The transcript has a single exon. Gene Ontology annotation, cellular component: endosome; HOPS complex. NCBI's taxonomy places the organism in Eukaryota, Fungi, Basidiomycota, Ustilaginomycetes, Ustilaginales. The record is from RefSeq and is a predicted model, not a curated record. The coding region runs from base 1 to 3951 and encodes 1316 amino acids.
AUGCCGGCCAAAGCAGCGACACCAGAGAGGGAGAUCGGCACAGCAGCUGCUGCAGCCGCAGCGACCGCAGCAGCCGGUCCAGCAUGGAGGCAGUUCUCCUUCUUCGACUCGUCCCCCGUUCGUGAUGUCGACGACUUUGCGAAGGCGCCUUCCGCCUUGCGGAAUCCAAACGAGGUGGCUGCUGUGGCACAAUGUCCCAUCCGUCCUCCACCAGCGGCUCUCAGCAACACUACCGAUGCAUCCUCAUCCUCGACUGCCGUGCAGUUUGAUGCUGAGGCCUCCACGUCCGCAGACAAAGCUGCCAAAGCAUCCAAGGCGCGCAGACAGCCAUGCACCCUCGUCGGCACCAUUCAGGGCAAAAUUAAGGUACUCGAUCCAGAGACGCUUCAAGAGCUGACGUCGUGGGAUGCCUUCUCGUCCGCUGGCGUUGCAGGCAGAGUAACGCACCUUUCAUGCGAUGCCCGCGGCAGGGUCGUAUCUUUGGGAGAGGAGGACAGCUCUCGCUUCCCAAUACUAAGGAUAUGGGAUCUCCGUAACGGACGCAAUCCCGCUUCUGCAACCGACUCGAACGGCACAUCAUCUGCAACACAAAAGCAGACCUGGAUGCCGCGUCUGCUCGCAGAAGGCAAGGUGCAGCACGGCAGCCGGCCUCAUCCUAUUGCGGCUCUCUCACACACGCCUUCGCUUUCCUACCUCUCCGUCGCUCUAGCGGACGGCACGGUCCUGCUGAUUCGUGGUCUGGAGUCUGCAUUGAUGGCGGCGGCAGGUAGUGCUGGGGUUGCUUCCAACACGUCUCUCGGUAGACCAGCGCCGGCGGUUGCACUGCCCAAGUUCAAGGUCGUCUUUCAACCCACAAGCUCCGACUCGGGCACUCACGAGCCUGUCACUGCCUUGGGCUUCUCGGAAGCCGCUUCGCUCAGCACAAGCAGCACUGCAGCCAGCAACAAAGCUGGCAACCCUGCAUCGAGGACAGUGCCAGCAUACGAGCCAAGAGCGUUACAUGGCUCGAAAGGGCGCAAAGGUGCAGCUGCGCGGCCAAGAGAUGCCCCUGCCAAUGCUGCGCAGACAGAGGCAGCAACUCCACCGUCGGCCGUUCAUCUCUUCAUCGUCACUCUCUCGCGCGUGUUGCGAUACGUCGUCGUCGGGAAAGGCGCAGGCGGGAGUCCAGCUGUGCUCGACGAUGUGGGUGGUGCGCUCGGUUGUGCUGCCAUCAUCCCGGCUCGACCCGCCGGCUCAUCGUUUGCGGCAAACAGUGCUCUGGUGUCAGGGUCACAAACAGCAUCGGCGCAGAGUGGCUUGGGCUCCGCAGGUAAGAUGGUGAUCGCACGCGACGAAGCCAUCUAUGUGAUCGGGCAAGAAGGUCGAGAAGCCUGUCUCGCCUACGAGGGGCCCAAGGCCUCCAUCCAUCUAUCAUCUUCGCAGGUCAUCAUCGUCUCCCCUCCCUUCACUCCAUCUUCGUCAACAUCAUCGUCUUCACGGAAUCUGAUCGGCAACCGUGACUCGCCCUCGUCAACGCCGACAUCACGCAAAGGCUCCUUGGCGCCCACCGAGAUUGCCAAGAUCACAAUCUUCGAUCUGGACAACAAGCUCGUCGCCUUCAGCGGCACAUUCGAGUCCGGCGUCCGUUCAGCUUGGGUCGGUCCCGCCGGCGAAAUCCUCAUUCUCAGCGACAUGGGCGAGCUUACACGUCUAGAGGAAAAGCCGCUGCGAGCCAAGCUCGACGUUCUCUACCGCAAAAGCCUUUUCCUGCUUGCGGUCAACCUCGCCCGCUCGCAGAUGCAGCGCGCAGCGAAUCCUGACGUACUCGCCCGCACCGAGGCGCUGAUGGGCGACAUCUACCAGCGCUACGGCGACCACCUGUACAACAAGGGCGACUACGAUGGCGCCAUGGCGCAAUACGUAAAGACCAUCGGGCACACUCAACCCUCGUUCGUGAUCCGCCGGUUCCUCGACGCGCAACGCAUCACCAACCUGACGACGUACCUGCAGGAGCUGCACGCGCAGAACCUGGCGAGCUCGGACCACACCACGCUGCUGCUGAAUUGCUACACCAAAUUGAAAGACGUUGCGUCGCUGGACAAGUUCAUCAAGCGGCCUCAUGCGAAGGCGUCACCUUAUGACGACGAAGUCGCUGACGAGGGAGCUGCGGAAGACAGGGACGAGCUGCCAUUCGACCUCGAAACGGCCAUGCGCGUCUGUCGCCAAGCCGGGUACUUCGGGCACGCCGCGUACCUCGCCAAGCGCUACGGCGAGCACCGCGAAUAUCUGCGCAUUCAGAUCGAGGACGCGAAAGACUACAGCGAUGCAUUGCUCUACGUGCGCGGGCUCGAACCGGAAGAUGCCAUUUCGACCAUGAGCCAGUACGCCAAGACGCUGCUCGCCGAGCUGCCGGACGAGACGACUGAGCUGCUGAUCGAGCUGUGCUCGGGCGCAUUCCGUCCCGACCCGGACGCGGCACAGAAGGCACUGCGCAUGCAGGAAGGCGAGUCGUCGAAGAAGCAGCCGCAGAAGUCGGCCGCUGCCGCCUAUCUCAGUUAUCUCCAGGUGGGAGGGUUUGGCAAGUUGCAACAGUCAGGCUCACGUGCAGGGACGACGGGUAACAACACACCCGCACAGCGCAACUCGACCGCCACCGCAGAGCCAUACUCCCUCGAAGGCACGCGACCAUCAAGUAGCGUCAAGCCUGAAGCGGACGCAGACACCUCGCUGCCCGAGACAGACGCCGAGGAGGCGAACAAGACGCACCCCUACACCGUGCCCUCACCCCGCACCUACUUCGCACACUUCAUUCAGCAUCCACGACACUUCACGCACUUCCUCGAGACGGUCGCGCUGGCUCGUUGGGGUCAGGUGGUGGACAUGCACGCCGAGCCGCCCGUCGACAAGCUGCUCUCCCCCGCGCAAGAAAAGGGUGCGCCAGCGUACGACGCUCAAGGGGAAGAGGAGGUGGACGACGUAGCACAAGCACUGGCCGAGCUCGGGCUGGACGCGAACGGCGACGGGUACGAAGAUCAGGAUGUCCUCGAUCAGAAGUCGAUCUGGAACACGCUACUCGAGCUGUACCUCACAUUCCCCUCCUCGACCAGCAGCGAAGGCGGGGAGGAAAGACAACGAGCCCUGCGGUUGCUGCAACAGCACGCCACACUACCAUACGACAUGAGCCACGCAGUGAUGCUCUGCUCCAUGGAGAGCUUUAACGACGGCCUCAUCCUGCUGUACGAGCGCAUGGGCAUGUACGAGGAGGUGGUUCGGCUGCAUAUGGAUGCAUCGCUCUCCGACGCUUCUUCUGCCUCUCAUAGUGGCAAGGUGGUUGCUGCCCUGUUACGGUACGGUGUACUCCGGCCGGAGCUGUACGACCUGGUUCUGCGCUUCCUCGUCUCCUCACCAACACUAUUGGAACGACACACGAACGAUCUGCUAUCGAUCCUAACAACCGUACGCGAGCGAGGACUCAUGUCGACACUUGAACUGGUCCAACUUCUCUCUUCGACGCCACACACACCAGUCGGGAUUAUUCGACCGUUCCUCGUCUCCUCCAUUAGCACCACCCUCACGUCCACCGACGCGGACACGGCCGCCAUCGCCGAGUACACCGCGUCGACGACCGACACGCUGGGUGAGAUCUCGGAGCUCACCGAUCCCAACACGCCGAGGGUGUUCCAAAUGACCCGCUGCACCGCUUGUGGUGGGCAAUUGGAUCUGCCCAGUGUGCACUUCAUGUGCAAGCACAGUUAUCAUCAGAGGUGUUUGGGAGAGGAGGAGGCCGAGUGCCCGACGUGCGCCCAACAUCAGGGUGGCGUGAGGGACGCGAGACGGAGACAAGCGGAGAGGGCGGUGGCGCUGAUGGAGGGUGCGAGAGAGAGUGGAGAGGGUGGUGAUGGGUUUGCCGAGUUGGCAAGUUGGUUUGCGCUGCCUGUUAUGGGUGCGGCUGCUGCUGCUCAGGCUGUGUAG